Molecule: messenger RNA, 531 nt
Organism: Cladocopium goreaui
Lineage: Eukaryota; Dinophyceae; Suessiales; Symbiodiniaceae
Source: the annotation of a GenBank genome assembly
AUGGAUCUCCGCCAUGCCACUGGCUCCAGCGCCGAAAACCGGUCCUUGGCGCGGCGCUGCGCCAUCAAUGCCAUGGCGGACGCGGAGGAGAAGCUCUUUGACGCCGCGCGGCGCGGGCAGGCGAUUUGCACACCGCCGAUGCCCGAAGGUGCUGCCGUGGCGGGCUGCGCCAAUGUCAUCGCAGUGCUGUUGGACUACCGUGCUAGCGUGGACGGCUGCAGUCGCAGUGGGCAGCUAGCCGCAGGGGAGAGAGGUUGCGCCCCGAGGCAAACAGCCCUGCACUUCGCCGCGCGCGAGGGCCGCGAGGCGGCCUUGGCCUCGGGCGGCUGCGCGCUGCUGAUCCGGCAGGAGGCGUGUCGGCGCAUCAAGGUGGUGGAGGAUGACAUCGAAUGUCUACAGGAUCGCCUCACGCGGGCCGUCGCGGCCAAAGAGCUACUGGAGCUUCAACUCUCAGAACCGGUGGCACCGAGUCAUGCCAGCGCCUGGCUUGGAAGAGCGGUCUGGGGAGCGGAAAGGACCUGGGGUGGGUAA